UAUAAACACGCUUGAACUUUCAUGAGUUGGGGAGGAACUGACUUACUGUAACAGGCUUAUACGACUUGUUUACAAUCAUAGUGACAAUGGAGAGGAGCAAAGGGACAGUUUCAGCUCUUAAAGCUUUAGGGUACCCGCGCGGCUCCUGCCUCGCUCGCUGUGGUUGUGAUGAGCUCCCCUGUCCGCUGCUCACCUGGCUGUCUGCAGAGAUGACCACUCUCUGUCCGGAGCUGCAAGACUCAAGCAGGACAGGUGAUGUCUUCCUGGUGGGAGAGUUGAGAACUUUACUGUCAAAUAUGUCGUCUCCCCUCACUGCGUUGACAUCAGAGGUGCUGGGGCCGUCCAUCCUCAACAAAGUCACUGAGUUCCUUGUAUCAGAGUUGCAAGCGGCUCAAAUAAUGAAGCAUAAGGAAUUGCAUCCUGAGGAGAAAACAACAGGAGAAGAGUCUGAAAAAGAGCAGCGAGUCAAAGAUCACAGCGAUGAAGUCACUGAGAUGUGUCAGGAAUAUGAAGAUGACGAUCACAAAGAGAGAAGGAAGGCAGAGAUGCAGGCAGAGUGGAUAUUACUGCUGCACGCCCUUGACAUGGAUGCCUCCUUGCAAUUUACAGAUGUGUUGAGUGAGGUGGAGUCAAGGCUUGCUCGUCUACCGUCUGGAGACAUGGCUAACUCGCUUCUUAACAAAAGCCUCAGCUUAGAGCAGUGGGUGCAAGUUCAAAAGAUCAAUCAAGUUCUGUUGGAGGACUAUCACUGUCGGCGACAAAUGAUGAUCAAACGCUUUCAGGUUACUCUUAAAUCGUUCGCAUGGGGAGAAAAACAAACGGAGCGCAGUGAAGCUCUGGCCACAGUGCCUCCUCUUUCAUCGCUCUUCGGCUCAUCCCGAGUCUCCUUGUCUCUUCUGAUCGCCGCCAGAGAGGAUCAGUUCCUCCUUGGGCCAAUCAAGGCUGGAACAAGUACGGCGGUCUACAAGGCGUUGAUGGGCAGCGUACCAGACAGAGGAGGACGACCAGGAGAAAUUGAGCCUCCUAUGCCAUCGUGGUCAGAUCGAAGAGCACAAGGAGGCGGACGAGGACGUGGAGGUGGACGUGGAGGUGGACAUCAGCAAAGACGUAAAUUUUCUGAUAAAAAGAAGAAAGGGAAUAACGAGUAACAUGUCUCUCUCUUACAGCUUAAUUUGAGAAAUAAGUGAUCAUUUUUCUUUAUUCAAAUCCCUGUUAUGAAAUGAAAUUUGGCUGUUGAAUGCUACAUAUGAUAUGAUUUUAUAUUUGAAAAUGUGUGCAAAAUUCUUAGUUAUAGUACAGAUACAUACCUGACCGUGUACUUUUAUAAAAUAGCUUCUCAUUGCUAUAAUGCACUGGCAUAUUACCAGAUAUUUUUGUUGAUAAAAAUAAUGUUUGAUUACAUUUUUUUUUAUGUGUUGGCUUUGCACAUUUAUAUGUAGGUUUGUUUGCUAAAGAAUAAACCUAAUAAACAAAGAAAUGUCUUAU
Anoplopoma fimbria (sablefish) is the source of this 1485-nucleotide messenger RNA. RefSeq lists its product as uncharacterized. Gene Ontology annotation, cellular component: tRNA-splicing ligase complex. The record is from RefSeq and is a predicted model, not a curated record. The transcript has 8 exons. Bases 87 to 1148 code for a protein of 353 amino acids. Lineage: Eukaryota; Metazoa; Chordata; Actinopteri; Perciformes; Anoplopomatidae.